This is a messenger RNA of Aureobasidium pullulans EXF-150, 958 nucleotides long. RefSeq lists its product as uncharacterized. NCBI's taxonomy places the organism in Eukaryota, Fungi, Ascomycota, Dothideomycetes, Dothideales, Saccotheciaceae. The record is from RefSeq and is a predicted model, not a curated record. The coding region runs from base 99 to 842 and encodes 247 amino acids. The transcript is spliced from 2 exons.
CGCUUGCUGUUGGUCGCUACCCUUCCCACUCGCAUCCUCUGGUCGAUCUUGAUCCUCUCACUUCAUACCAUUUGACUCCUCGAAUCCGCACCUUCACUAUGGCUAGCUCUCACACGACCGACAGACUCUCACACAAUAUGGAGAAGAUGUCCUUGAAUUCCAAGCGACAUGCUGAUGCUCCUCGCUACACACCACCACACCGCAAGUCAUCCCAAGCGCCCAAGACUUCCGACACUCGCACACCUCCUACUUCAACCAUGUCUGUUCCCAACGACAAGACACCCACUGCUGCCCCAGAGCAAGCAGCCGAGUCCGUAGCCGAGCCUAAGACCACAACCAAGAGCAUGCCGCCCCACAAGAAGUACCCUGGCACCUCGACCGCGUCGACGAAGGCACCAGUCAAGGAGCCUGAAGUUGCAGAAUCGUGGGAGGAAGAGGCUGGUUCAGACAAGGACAUCACCACCACUCCCCAACUUUCCGCCAAACCUGAAUCCGUCUCUGCCUCCACCACCGACCGCGACUCGUCACCAGCUGCUGCUGCUCCCAAGUCAUCCUACAUCCCACCCCAUCUCAAAAACCGCUCAGCCGCACCCUCCCCACCCUCUCGCUCUGCCACCUCAACCUCGACCCUCGAACGCCGUCCGGAAAAGACAAACGCAGUAGCUCACCGCCUUAUCGCCGGCGCAUUGGGUGUCAAGAUGCCCAGACGCACCGAGGAACAAAGAGCUUACGACAAAGCCAUCAGAGAGCAAGAGAAGAGAAAGAGAGAUGUGGAGCGAGAAGCUAGAAAAAAGGCCGAGGAGGACGCAGCCAAGGCUAAAGCUGCUAUUUGGGAUGAUUGAAGAAAAGGGGGAUGGGUCUGCGCGAAGGAACAACGUUUGAAUGCACGGUUGUGGAGAAAGUCUGGACUCCAGAGAAUUUGGAGCUUGGGUUGUGAGAAUGGCUGCUAUCUUGGAUG